AUGUCCAUCGGAGUGAAUAUAUUUCGUACCAUUCUUUGUCGCCAACCCUGCAACCUCCUGUUGACACGUUCAUGGUCCAGUCCGGCUGUUUACUUUAUCUCUGAAUUCUUUAAUCCCCUCCAACCACACAUGGUAGCAGUCGCCGAGGGUUUGCGCAUGUGUCAUGACUUUGGCCAUUUUUCUUCUUAUGCUAAGACUAUCAUAGUCUCAACUGUGAUUCUCCGUUCGGCCUUGGCCAGUCCUCUUUAUGCCUUCACUGAAAGAAAUCAUGCUCUCGUCAUAUCUGCCUACCACCAAAGCGCACUGGAAACGUCGAAUCCUGCCCAUUCCAUCCGUCAGAAGGAUGGAAAAAUUGAUGCCAGGUUGCAGCGGUCGCUGUUUCAACGGACUUUUACUCAAUAUUGUCAGAAAUUGAGAUGUCACCCCUUGAAGUCUGCUCUUUUCGGGAUGAUUCAGUUACCCGUUUGGAUGACAGUAACUUUUGGGUUAAGAAACGCUUGUGGACAUCAGAUCACCCCUUUUCUGUAUUGGCCUCCGAUGAUCCCCGAAUUUGUAUCGGAAGGACUGACCUCACCAACUACAUCUUUAUGCCUCAUCGCAGCGACAACCCUUGCAACGGGACUUAACGUUGAAAUCAGUCAUAUAAGACGUGUCUACGGACAAACAGCGACUACUACAAUGACUCUCGACCCCAAACUCGCCGCUCAGGAUUGUGCCACAACUGUGAUGCCCACUUGCCUGCCCUGGCAGUUGAAAUUUGCUCAUAGAGUGGGUCAUCUAGGCACCCUUUUGAUCUCCUUCUUUUCUUUUUUCGCGCCGUCUGCUCUCGUAAUUUUCUGGUGCACGUCGGCGUCGCACCAAUUGGUGCUAAACCUUUUUUGUCUCAGCAAUCGGGUCCGAGGCCUGUUAGGCAUCACGAAAACUCCCGUAGACGCCAAGCGCCCCUACUUGGCUCUCUGGCGGGUCGCCAAGUCUCACUACCGCAUCCUUCGGCGAAUCAGUAACCGAGACUAA
Molecule: messenger RNA, 1014 nt
Organism: Echinococcus granulosus
Lineage: Eukaryota; Metazoa; Platyhelminthes; Cestoda; Cyclophyllidea; Taeniidae
Product: cytochrome oxidase biogenesis protein (oxa1 mitochondrial)
Exons: 4
Coding region: 1-1014 (337 amino acids)
Biological process (GO): mitochondrial respiratory chain complex IV assembly; protein insertion into mitochondrial inner membrane from matrix
Cellular component (GO): mitochondrial inner membrane
Molecular function (GO): membrane insertase activity
Source: RefSeq, a predicted model, not a curated record